Molecule: messenger RNA, 979 nt
Organism: Telopea speciosissima
Lineage: Eukaryota; Viridiplantae; Streptophyta; Magnoliopsida; Proteales; Proteaceae
Product: protein HHL1, chloroplastic
Exons: 6
Coding region: 54-752 (232 amino acids)
Source: RefSeq, a predicted model, not a curated record
GAGAGAGAGAGUGUGUGUGUGUGUGUGGUGGCUCUGCUUCUGUGGGAUUCCUGAUGGAGGUGAGCAUGUCUUUAAACGCACUGGUUCGGCUUCCCUUAUCGAAUUCGAGGAGGAGCCAUGAAGAUGUGCUAUUCAGACACUCUCUUUGGUCUUCUUCCGAGACGACAAGCAGAAGAAAGCAAAGGCAGCAUGUUACGGUGGUUCAAGCAAAAGGGAAGAGAGGAAUGGCAUCUCGCCAGUUCCAACGCCCUCCCCCUCCUGCCAUGCCCCAAAUUGAAGAUGAUGGAAACCCCAAAUUCGUCAUCUUCAUCCGCAUGGCUAAUGUCUAUCUUUGGUACCCCCUAAGUCUCAUCACUGGUGGAACAACUGCAAAAAUCAUGGUAGCCGCCAAAGAUAAUAUUCUUGGAAAAUAUAUCUACAAAGAUACAAUAGCUAGAAAUCUUGCAGCUGUCAUUUACAAAGAUGAGAAGGAGAUACAGAAGACAGCAUUUAGGCAGUAUCGUGUGUUACGGUCAGCUACGGAUUUUAGAUAUGGCUACAAACUUGUUGAAAAUAAUAACGUAAGAAGUGCACUUUCUACCUCUGAUGUUAUUGAGCUUCCAACACAGAAAGAGCUCAAAACCGUAGUUGACAAAGUGAUAGACUUUUUUGGGGAUGCAAAAGAAUCAUUUGGAAAGCUCACAACUAUAAGUUCAACCACCGCUGAGGAGUCAGAAGAAAAUUCAAAGGAAAAAAUCAAGGUGAAAGACUGAGGGUGGAACAUUCCAAUCUCAUCAACACAGUGCAGUGGUAAUUGUUCCUUUGGGUUCGAAAACGAUCAUUUUGAUGUAUUACUCUCAUGCAGUGGAGCAAGCUUUUAUGCAUAACUUGGUAGCACAAGGUUUUGUUCACAAAUCAGAGUUGAUCAAACAAAAUUGUAGAUUUUUCUGUAUAUGAUGAAGAAAAGUAGAGUUUCUUGAUAUGCAAAAAUGGUGAUCAU